UUCUGAUCACGUGACCCCAUAUGUCAAAUGUAACCGUGCGGGGCGAGUGACGGCUGAAAAUCUCGAUUCACCCCGGACAUAAUUGUAAUAUAAAAUUUAAGUGACCAAAUUGUCGUGAGAAUGGAGAUCCGUAAACUGAUCGACCUGCUGAGGGCCACCAUCGACCCGAACCAGCGGCAGCAGGCCGAGGCGCAGCUGGAGCAGAUCCACAAGAUCAUCGGGUUCGCGCCGUCGCUGCUCCAGGUGGUCAUGAUGGGCGACUGCGACAUGCCGGUGCGGCAGGCGGGGGCCAUCUACCUGAAGAACCUGAUCUCGCAGAGCUGGCAGGACCGCGAGGUCGAGGGGGGCCAGCAGCUGCCCUUCGCCAUCCACGAGCAGGACAGGGCCCUGAUCAGGGACAGCAUCGUGGACGCGGUGGUGCACGCUCCGGACCUCAUUCGGACCCAGCUGUGCACCUGCGUCAACAACAUGGUCAAGCACGACUUCCCGGGGCGGUGGACGCAGAUCGUGGACAAGAUCAGUAUAUACUUAUCAAAUCCAGACCCGAGCGGAUGGCACGGCGCCCUCCUAUGUCUUUAUCAAUUAGUAAAAAAUUUCGAAUACAAGAAGGCUGAUGAAAGGGGACCCUUACACGAAGCUAUGAAUCUACUAUUGCCGCAGCUUUAUCAAUUAAUAGUUCGUAUUCUACCCGACGCUUCCGACCAAUCAGUACUUUUACAGAAAGAGGGCCUGAAAAUAUACUUCGCCCUCACCCAGUAUAUGCUGCCGCUAGACCUAAUAACUAAGGAAGCUUUCGCCCAGUGGAUGGAAGUCUGCCGACAGGUUGUGGAAAGACCCGUCCCACCGGCUGCCCUGCAGCCGGAUGAAGACGAGCGCCCCGACCUGCCGUGGUGGAAGUGCAAAAAGUGGGCCCUCCACAUUUUGUACAGGAUGUUCGAGCGGUACGGUUCGCCCGGUUUGGUCACUAAGGAGUAUAACGAGUUCGCGGAGUGGUAUCUGCAGACGUUCAGCGCAGGGGUUUUGGAGGUUUUGUUGAGGCAGCUGGAUGGGUAUAGGUCCGGACACUGGAUACCGCCGCGGGUGCUGCAGCAGACGCUGAAUUAUCUCAAUCAGGCGGUUUCUCAUGCCUAUACGUGGCGGAUUUUGAAGCCACAUAUGCCAGCUAUUAUACAGGAUGUUCUUUUCCCGUUGAUGAGUUACUCGCCGGAGGACCACGAACUGUGGACGGUGGAUCCGCACGAGUAUAUUCGGGUGAAGUUCGACGUUUUCGAGGAUUUCGUUUCACCGGUUACCGCAGCUCAAACUCUUCUUCACUCGUCGUGUAAGAAACGUAAAGACAUGUUACAAAAAGCGAUGGCCAUGGUGACGCAAGUCCUCACCAAUCCGGCCAGCGAAGCGCCCCAAAAAGACGGCGCUUUGCAUAUGGUGGGUUCUUUGGCCGACGUUCUAUUAAGGAAGAAGGUCUACAGGGAUCAGUUGGACCAACUUUUUAUUAAGUACGUUUAUCCGGAGUUCAGCAACGAGAGGGGGCACAUGAGGGCCAGGGCGUGUUGGGUUCUACACUACUUCGCCGAAUUCCCCUUCCGUCAAGAGAACGUUUUGAUGGAGGCCGUGAAUUUGAUGGUGAGGGCGCUGCUCCACGACACAGAUCUUCCUGUCAAGGUAGAAGCGGCGAUAGCUCUGCAAUCCCUCCUCAACUACCAGGAGAAAUCGCAGAAGUACAUCGAGCCCCAGGUCAAACAGAUCGCCCACGAACUCCUGACGAUCAUCCGCGAGACCGAGAACGAGGACGUGACGGGCGUCAUGCAGAAGCUGGUGUGCGUGUACACGCAGCAGUUGGCGCCCAUCGCCGUCGAGAUCUGCCAGCAUCUGACGACCACGUUCAACCAAGUGCUGGACACCGACGAAGGAUCGGACGAGAAGGCGAUCACGGCGAUGGGGUUGCUGAACACGAUCGAGACGCUGCUCACGGUGAUGGAGGAACAACCGGAGAUUAUGAUGCUGCUGGAGCCGACGGUGCUCCAGGUGGUGGUGCACGUGCUGCAGAACGAAGUCAAGGAGUUCUACGAGGAGGUGUUGGCGCUGAUUUACGAUCUGACGAGCAAGCACAUAUCGCACGAUAUGUGGAAAGUGUUCGAGCUGCUUUAUCAGGUAUUCAUGAAGAACGGCCUCGACCACUUCACCGACAUGAUGCCGGCCCUCCACAACUACAUCACGAUCGACACGGUGGCCUUCCUCAGCAACGAACAGCGCCUCCUCGCCAUCUACAACAUGUGCAAGGAGGUCCUCAACAACGACUGCGGCGAGGACGCCGAAUCGCACGCCGCCAAGCUGCUCGAGGUCAUCCUGCUGCAAUGCCAGAACAAGGUGGACCAAGCGGCGCCGCUGCUGAUCGAACUGGCGGCCUCGCGGCUACUGCGCGAAGUGAAAACCAGCGAGUUGCGCACGAUGUGCCUGCAAGUGCUGAUCGCGGCUCUCUACUAUAACCCCGUGUUGUUGUUUUCCGUGCUGGAGAAGAUGCCCAAUUUCACGGAGAACUUCAUCAAGCAGUGGCUACACGAUACGGAUUGUUUUCUGGGGAUACACGACAGGAAAUUGUGCGUUUUAGGGCUGUGCACUUUGAUAACGAUGGAUAAUAAACCGAAUUGUUUGGUAGAGAUGGUGCCUCGCGUGAUACCUUCGUUGAUUUUGCUCUUUGACGGCCUGAAGAGGGCUUACGCGGCCAAGGCGCAAGAGCAGGCGGAGGAGGAGGAGAGCGACAGUUCGGAUGGGGAGAUUGAAGGAGAAGUACUCAGUUCGGACGAAGACGAAAUCGACGAACAAGGCCAAGAAUACCUAGAGAAUAUUUCCAGACGGGCCUUAUCAGCCGGCCAAACCGCCGGAAUGGCCAUCACAGGUACAAUUAACGACAUAGAGGACGAUUCAGACGACGACGACUCGGAUUUCGAACCAAACGAAGAAACCAUGCUAGAAGCUUACACCACACCUUUAGACGAAGAAACUUGUCCAGUAGACGAAUACGACGUAUUUAAGGAAGUCAUGACUCGAUUGGAGCGCGUCCAACCCGAUUGGUACAACGCCCUCACGGCCAACUUAACCGAGCAACAAAAGAAGAAUCUACUAGACAUUUGUGUAUUAGCAGACCAGAGAAAGGCAGCCAAAGAAAGUAAAAGGAUCGAGCAGUCUGGAGGUUUCAUGUUUACGCACCACGAAGUGCCCACAUCGUUUAAGUUCGGAGCUCCGAAGCCGUCAUGAGCGGAAGUGUCGGUUUGAAAAUCCUACUAUGACUGAGUGUAAAAUUGACUGUUAUGAGCAGUGAAGUGAUUAUUUGUACAGUUGGUAAUCUUAAUCUUUUUUAAUUUUGAUUAAGUGCCUUUUUAUUACACGGAUGUAAACAAUUUGAAUUAACUAAUAUAGAUUUAAAUGAAAUCUGUUUAUUUCCGAUGUAUUCUGUAAUUUGUGUUAAGUCUGUGGACUGUGUUUGUCUCUUUUAGGUUAAUUGAUAUUCUUUUCUCUCGAUUAGGGAAACCAAUGUAGUAAAAUUACAUUUCUAUAUACAUAUAUGAGGUGUUAAGUUAUUGCAUUUUAAUAAAGCAUUGCUUCGA
Molecule: messenger RNA, 3605 nt
Organism: Zophobas morio
Lineage: Eukaryota; Metazoa; Arthropoda; Insecta; Coleoptera; Tenebrionidae
Product: importin-7
Exons: 10
Coding region: 121-3255 (1044 amino acids)
Biological process (GO): protein import into nucleus
Cellular component (GO): nuclear envelope; cytosol
Molecular function (GO): small GTPase binding
Source: RefSeq, a predicted model, not a curated record